Molecule: messenger RNA, 3103 nt
Organism: Dicrocoelium dendriticum
Lineage: Eukaryota; Metazoa; Platyhelminthes; Trematoda; Plagiorchiida; Dicrocoeliidae
Source: the annotation of a GenBank genome assembly
GCUCUGCACGUCCAUUUCGAUCUUCACGCUUUGGGCGCGGAAUACUCCGGUGCGGACGGAUAGUACGCGUGCUCAUCUCAUAAUGUUCCUCUACGAUUCUCCCUCAUAUCGCUCUCUGUCAAUACCACACUUUGCUGUGUGAGUCUUUGCUGCUUUGGACUUAUUCCAAUUCCAUCGGAAAUGGGAUCCUUAUCUUUCCGGUAUUUUCCCUCAUGCGACUUGGGUUCCCUUCACCAAAAGGUCUCUAUUAGACCUUGUUUGAAGAUAAUAUCUCUUUCCGGGUUUUGCCCCGAAAUGUUCAAGCUAAUCAAGGGGAAUUAUCAGCCACUCGCUUGCUACGGCGAGUUGCAGCUGUCUUAUUGCAUCACUAAAAUUCUACCCUUCUUGGACUGCUCCAUUAUUACACCUUGGUAUCAGACACGCUACAGUCUAGAUGGAAGAAAGUGCGUUAUGCCUUACAUUUCCACACUGUCAUUUUAGCUUCAACGAGAUCAUUGAGCUGCCGUUACCAUACGACUCACUGUAUGACUACAACGGAAUUUGUUUCAUUCUUACUUCUACCUGCACUGACGAAAAGGGCGUGCACGAGCAGCUCCUUGCUGGUGCUAAUAUGCCUCUUUACAACUCCAGAAAGCUAUUUCGCCAUGGCAUUUACGAGCUCGAACUUCAUCCUCUGGAAUCGCUUGGCGUAUAUCGGCUGGACGAGGUUGAGAAAGUCGUGCGGAAAGUUGAAUUCAACGCAAAACCCUUAGGGAUGGAUCAGUUGAACAAGUUACUGAAGACCAGCAGGAAGCAUGUUCGCAGCGAACUUCUGGAGACUCCCCUGGAUCGCUACGCUCGAUCUGACGCCGAGCUUGCGAUCGAGAAUGCCAAACGUGAUAGUGGCCGACUGUUUUUGAGUGUCGAAUUCCAGUUCUCGCGUAACCAUCCUAACUUGAGUAUUCCUGUCUUGUUCGAACGCCGAGAAAUAGAUCCUAUAACAUCCGAUGCUCGUUCGGAACGGUGGAAUCCCGUCGAUGAAAAAUAUUUCAAAAUGACUCGCAGUCUACGCAUUGCGGAUUUCGACCGUAAACGCAAGCCGAAUAAGGAGACACUGGACCGCUUGAAAGAUAUACUAGACCAGCCACCUUCUCGAGAUUUACCUGAAUCUGACGGCGAUCUUGUCUGGCAGUAUCGAUUCUACUUGUCAGAAAAGUAUCCUGAAGCCGCACUGGCGAAGUUCCUAUUGGCUGUCCGUUGGGAGUAUCCUGAGCAAGUUGAUCAGGCUGUCGCAUUAUUACUCCAGUGGCCGAGCGUUGCACCGGAGCAUGUUCUUGAACUGUUGAAUCGUCACUUUAUUCAUCCAGCUGUGCGCCGUUUUGCCGUGGCUCGAUUAGACGCGUCCAAAAAUGCCGAAAUUCUGCUGUAUCUGUACCAGUUGGUGCAGGCAUUGCAUUAUGAGAAUUGGCAUGACAUAUUCUCCGUUGGUGUGAAACAUAUUGUUGUUCCUGGGGAACCACUUGAAUUAUCUAAUGAACUGGAAUACCCACAUCAAGUGCAGACACCUACAGAAACUCCGUCUGCUCAACGACUGAUCUCCUUCACUGAGCCAAUACUGGAUGAUAUGGUUCAGAAUACGGAGGCGUCGUCCUGCCCGGAUCCACCGCUACCGCCGCAGCCGCCAGCAUCACAGCUCACAAUCGAUGGCGGUGGUAGAUGCAUCGAAGCACUGAAAAAUGUAUGGAAGGAGGACUUGGCAACUUUUUUAUUGCGUCGUGCUCUUUCUGAUUGGUCCAUAUCGAACUACCUCUACUGGUUUCUUCGGCUGGAAGCCAACAAAACACCGUCCUCGUCCAGCGAAAUGUAUGCACACAUUUUGCGCCGCCUUCAGGACGUUUUAACUCACGGCACUGACACCCAACAAUUAUGGUAUAGAGAACUUGUGCGGCAGACCAAGUUCGUGGACGACCUGCUCCGCUUGCUUCAGGCAGUCACUGAUGACUCCGGUAAUCGGAUCAGAAAAAUUGAGUUGCUUCGUACCUUUCUGUGCUCUGAAGACUACUCUUGCCUUACCCGACUAGAUGAACCCCUCUGUCUGCCCGUCAGUCCCGAUGUCAAGAUAUGUGGGAUUGAUCCUUCCUCCUCUAGCCUCUUCAAAAGUAGUCGGCGUCCGGCCUUUCUCUCUUUUCUCUUACCUGACGGAGAGCGGUACAAUGUGAUUUUCAAACAUGGUGAUGACUUACGUCGUGAUCAACUUGUUCUACAAAUGAUUGCGCUGAUGGAUACAAUUUUAAGGAAAGAGAACUUCGAUUUGAGGCUGACCCCGUACAAGGUAUUGGUUACUGGCAAUAGUCAUGGUUUCGUGCAGUUCAUCGAAUCCACAUCGAUACAGGACAUACUGCAACAGGGCACACUUCUUAGCUUCCUGCAGCAGAAUGCACCGAGCACAACUGAUCCACUAGGCGUGCAAAAAGAGGUCAUGGAGACUUACAUUCGAUCAUGUGCUGGUUAUUGCGUCAUCACUUAUUUACUGGGUGUGGGCGACAGACACAUGGAGAACUUGUUGCUCACCAAUGACGGUCGCCUGUUUCACAUCGAUUUCAGCUUCAUAUUUGGAAAUGACCCAAAACCUAUGGCAACUGAAGUUCGCUUAACUCGUAGCAUGAUUGAAGCGAUGGGUGGAGCCAAUACGAACCAGUUCAGUGAAUUUUGGAAGAUAACUUUCACUGCUUUCUUGGUGCUUCGGCGGCACGCGAAUUUGUUUCUCACUUUAUUCUCAUUGGUUUCGAAUAUGGACGUGCGAACCACUGCCAGGGACCAAAGCAGUGCUUGUGAAUUUUUGAAAGAACGCUUCUGCAUCAACCAAACAGAGGAACGUGCUGUCAAUCGGUUGACCAAUCGGAUGACAGAGUCCAUCAAAGCAAUUGUUCCUGAUAUAAUGGAACGCAUUCAUUCUUUAAUGCAGUACAUGCGGCCGUGAAUUCACCAACCCACCUUCCGAGUCUUUCACUAUUUGUCACCGCUCUGAUUGUUCACGUGGCUUGUACGGCGACGUGGCUGUGAAAACACUUAUUGUUUGCAAAUAACCUGUAUAUUUUUAUGAACGAUACAAAAGUUAUUUAAA